GUGAGUUUGUGUGUUUAUAUGACACGAAGUUCUGGGUGCGGUGACACGAUCUGUACGCGUUAUGAUGCUUCAGGGCCCUGCCAAAUCCGCCCCAGUCACCUCUUUCGGGACCUGGGAGUGUAGCCUCGAGGUUACACAGGCACGGCGCGGCCGAAGCCAAUCCGCACGAUCAGUGGCAAAGUUGCUGAGUUAUAUAGUCGCGGAGUCAUGGGAACUCUAGAUCACCAAAUAAGAAGGUAUAGAAUGCUGAAGUUGGAUGGGGAAGACCAGUUUUGUGCGGCGUUGGAGGAUGACGUUGCCGGUUCUAUCGAAAAUGCCAAGAUCGAAAAAUCUAAUCGUAUAGAUGGAACAUCGGAUAGCCGAUUGUCUCUUCUUCAGAGCAUCAUCAAGAAUAGUAAUACGAUCGUCAUCGUUAUCACCGUUACACAUUAUUCCAUGUUGCUCCAAGAACAGAAGGACGCGCAGUCCACGCCCCAAGAGACAGGAGCAGACUCUGAGGCAGGACCAGCACCACGUGAAGAGGACAUUGUUGACGAACCGCUACACACCCCGCCACCACAUAGAUUCCCCUCGCAAGAUCAAACAUCACAGCAAAGCCCUUUAUCACCGGAAGAAAUCGAAAUCGCAAGGCCAGAAGAUCUUUCCCACGUUGGAGGAGGACUCGACUCAGUACACUCAUCAGAAGAGCAACUAGAGCCACCGUACGAAUCCCUCUCUGAAGAAUCGGACGACGAUAGUGACGAGGAAUCAAACAUGGCAAACGCAAUGAAAGUCCCGGCGUUCUCAGGAGAGCCAACGGAGAACAUCGAAGUCUCAAUUAUGGCUGCGCGAAUUGCAGCAGAAAGCCUUGGCAAACGAUGGGGACCAGACACCACAGCCACAGACAAGAUGUUUGCGCGGGUUAUGAUGUUACAAG
Pseudogymnoascus destructans is the source of this 916-nucleotide messenger RNA. RefSeq lists its product as uncharacterized. The annotation marks the transcript as partial. The record is from RefSeq and is a predicted model, not a curated record. The transcript is spliced from 3 exons. NCBI's taxonomy places the organism in Eukaryota, Fungi, Ascomycota, Leotiomycetes, Thelebolales, Thelebolaceae.